GUCACGUGUGGACUAAGCCCUCCCGUACUUCAUGUAAAGCCCCUCAGACCCCUUUGAACGAUGGGGGAGAACGACGACGAGAAGCAGAGCCAGGCCGGGCAGCUCUUCGAGAACUUCAUCCAGGCCACCACGUGUAAAGGAACCUUGCAGGCCUUCAACAUCCUCACCCGGCAGCUGGAGUUGGAUCUCAGGGACUACCGGCACUUCUACAGCAAGCUGAAAUCCAAAGUAAACAACUGGAAGGCCAAGGCCUUGUGGAACAAGCUGGACAAACGGUACAGCCAGAAGGAGUACAAGAAAGGGAAGGAAUGUCUCGGCACAAAGUGCUUAAUCAUUGGCGGAGGCCCUUGUGGACUGCGGACCGCCAUUGAGUUGGCCUGUUUGGGCGCCAAAGUGGUCGUGGUGGAAAAGAGGGACACCUUCUCCCGAAACAAUGUCCUGCACCUCUGGCCCUACACCAUCCAUGACCUCCGAUGUCUUGGAGCCAAGAAGUUUUAUGGAAAGUUCUGCGCGGGAGCCAUCGAUCAUAUAAGUAUCUGGCAGCUGCAGCUGAUGUUGUUUAAGAUCGCUCUCCUGCACGGCAUAGAGAUCCACGUGAAUGUUGAGUUUGUCAAACUCCUGGAGCCCCCCGAGGAUCAAGAGAACCAAAAAGUGGGUUGGAGGGCGGAGUUCCUCCCUCAGGAUCACCCCUUGUCGGGCUAUGAGUUUGAUGUGAUCAUCGGGGCGGACGGACGCAGGAACACGCUGGAAGGAUUCCGAAGGAAAGAAUUCCGGGGUAAACUCGCCAUCGCCAUCACGGCCAACUUUAUCAACAGAAACACGACGGCGGAGGCCAAGGUGGAGGAGAUCAGCGGCGUGGCCUUUAUCUUCAAUCAGAAAUUCUUCCAGGACUUGAAGGAAGAAACAGGGAUCGACCUGGAGAACAUCGUAUAUUACAAGGACAGCACACAUUACUUCGUGAUGACUGCCAAGAAGCAGAGUCUGCUGGACAAGGGGGUCAUCCUCAAUGAUUACGCUGAUGCCGAGAUGCUGCUUUGUGCCGAAAACGUGGAUCAGGACAGCCUACAGUCCUACGCCCGGGAGGCCGCAGACUUUGCCACCAACUACCAGCUGCCGUCUUUGGACUUCGCCAUCAACCAUUACGAGCAGCCGGACGUGGCCAUGUUUGACUUUACGUCGAUGUACGCCUCGGAGAACGCCGCCCUGGUCAGAGAACGGCACGGGCACCAUCUCCUGGUGGCCCUCGUCGGAGACAGUUUACUUGAGCCUUUCUGGCCCAUGGGGACCGGAUGUGCCCGGGGAUUUUUGGCAGCCUUUGACACGGCCUGGAUGGUGAAGAGCUGGGCUCAGGGAACACCGCCUCUCGAAGUCCUUGCCGAAAGGGAGAGUCUGUACCGUUUGCUACCUCAGACGACGCCGGAGAACAUUAACAAAAACUUUGACCAGUAUACGAUUGACCCCGCCAGCCGAUACCCCAACCUCAACUCCAGUGUCCGGGGACAUCAGGUGAAGCAUCUCUACAUCACCAAUGAGCUACAGGGCUGUCCUUUAGAGAGAGCAAGUUCCAUAAGAAGGUCUGUCAAUCUAUCUCGGCAUGAGUCCGACAUUAGACCCAACAAACUUUUAACCUGGUGUCAGAAGCAGACGGAGGGCUACCGGAAUGUAAAUGUCACAAACCUGACCAACUCCUGGAGAAGCGGCUUGGCCCUGUGCGCCAUCAUUCACCAUUUCCGGCCAGAUCUUCUCGACUUUGACUCUUUGAACGAGGAUGACGCUGUCAGGAACAACCAGCUGGCCUUUGAUAUUGCCGAGAAGGAAUUUGGAAUCUCUCCAAUCACUGCGGCCAAGGAGAUGGCAUCCAAUGAGGAACCCGAUAAGCUUAGUAUGGUCUUGUACCUCUCCAAGUUCUAUGAAUUAUUCCGGAGAGCCCCGCUGAGGCCUGUUGGUACAGGCAAUGAGAACAAUGGGGAAGCUUUGUCUUCAAAACCGUCAAACUUGAUAUUGAACAAUUACCUCAACUUAACAUUACCAAGAAAGAGAGUGCCAAAGAGUGAAAAUAAGACAGACGAGAAUGACGUGAACAAGAGGAGACGGAGGACGGUCCAGCUAUUUGAAGAGGCGGGAAACGUCGUAGGUGAAAGCAACGGAUGCGGGAGCGAAUGCAGCGACACCAAGGAGGUCAUCAACCAGAACAAAGUCAGGUCAAUGGCCACCCAGUUACUGGCCAAGUUUGAAGAAAACGCACCAAACACGUCCGUUCGGAGACAGGCUUUACCCCUCUCUGAUAAUUCCGUGCCAGAGCCUCCCCCUUGUGACCCGCCUCCCGUUAACCCUCGCUUUGCUAAACCGCCGGACCCGCCCCCUCCUCCCGCGCAGCCUCCACCGACGAGACAGUUUCAGGCGGUAGCUAGGACUCCACCCGUGGUCAGACCGCUGCCUCUGCCAUCCGUGCCUGCUGCGGCUCCUGCAACCAGGUCGAGGGAAGAGGCCGAGCGCCCCUCCAGCCCAGCAGAAGAGGGGGACUCUCUCAGCUCCGCCUGUCCUUCCGCUCUUCUGUUGACCGGCAUCUUAGAACGUCUGCAGCAGAUCGAAGAGAAGGCCCAGCAGAAAAGGGCUCAAGCUUUAUCCAUAAGAGAUUUCCAUAAAAAGAACAUUAGGGAGAAGGCGGCGCACUUGGCCUCCAUGUUCGGCCCCUCGGACUUCCCGCAGGACAAACUGUCCGCUCCCUGCUUUCCUCAUUUCCCCUCUAAAAUUAAUUUCUAUGAACCCCGAGUUCCUGACCACUCUACUCCUCCGUCUCCAUCUGCCACUGACUCUACCCACAACAAUGCUCGGUCUACAGAGGCGACGGUAGGGAAUGUGUCCAGCCGAGUAGGAGCUGUGGCUGAAGCCCUCGUAUGCCUUUAUAUGAGCGAUCACAAAAGUAAGACAAGAUCCUCAGAGCUGUCUCCUUCCUCUUCUUCUCCUCCUCCUGUCUCUCCUUCCCAGAAGGGAUCCCUGAGGAAGGAGUUUCCUCCGAAUAUCGGUGGGAGCGACACGUGUUAUUUCUGCAAGAAAAGAGUUUACGUGGUGGAGCGCCUGAGUGCCGAGGGACAUUUCUUCCACCGAGAAUGCUUCAAGUGUUCCUUCUGCUCCACCGUCCUCCGACUGGGGAAUUAUGUGUUCAAUAUGGAAGAGGGUAAAUUUUAUUGCCAACCUCAUUUCAUGCACUCCUUCACAAACAACAAACAGCGAAAGCGAAGAACGGAUUCCAAACUGCAGGAUGAAGAUAAAAUGUGGAAGAAGGAAGAAGCCAGAGCUGCGGAGAUAAUGACCGACAGUAACUACAGCAGUUCAGAGGACAGCUCCCCAGGUAUCAUGACUUCCUUGUUUAGGAAAACAGUAAGCUGGCCUCUAGCGGUGACGAGGGACCUUCUUGCCAUCCCCAGCCGCCUAUCUAACUGGACGCGCGGCGUGGUACAAGGCGCCAAGCGCCACAUCAGGGACAAUGAGCAGCAAUAUGCUUACAUGUACGAAUUAAUGAGCGUGGGUGUGCCAUUCCUGUACGUGCUUCUCGAGGUGUUGACCCUCAUGUGUCAAGAAGCCACACCUUCCCUACAGUUAGUUAUCGAGCAAGUGCAGAACGCUGUUUGGUACAAAAAUAGCUAAGAAGGUUGGC
This is a messenger RNA of Nanorana parkeri, 3658 nucleotides long. It is a transcript of the gene MICAL2, whose product is annotated as microtubule associated monooxygenase, calponin and LIM domain containing 2. The record is from RefSeq and is a predicted model, not a curated record. NCBI's taxonomy places the organism in Eukaryota, Metazoa, Chordata, Amphibia, Anura, Dicroglossidae. The transcript has 26 exons. The coding region runs from base 61 to 3648 and encodes 1195 amino acids. Gene Ontology annotation, molecular function: FAD binding; protein binding.